AUGGAUGCCGAUGAGGUCGCUCGAUCGCCACGGUUUGAAGAGCUCCCGAUGUAUGUGCUGGAAGACGAAGACGGAGAUGAGGCGAAGAACGUUCUGUUGAAACCGGAUUAUUUUGAGUGGUGGAAGCCUUUAAAAUGCCAAAAAGGGCCUUGCAAAGGGUACGAUCUGAGAGAGGACCGCGAGGAAGCGGACACCAAUUGGUGGGGCGAAGAGCCGUCGAUAGGGCAUGAAGAGACCGUUGGAGAUGUAUACAACCGAGAGCGCAACAUCGAACUACUGGAGAUGGAGGACGUGCUGGAUGUGGGACAAGCGGCCGUCGGCGGGCCCGAGCUUAGUUUGGCCUCGCUUCUCUCAAAGGGCGACCCCCGCGUGGCCAGCAUGAACGCGACGUCGGCGGUGAUCUCGACUCGACUCGUCAACGCUGGGGUGCCAACAAUACAACAACAGGCAAAUAGAAGGACGCUCAACCCCAUGACGGCAUAUCAAUUCUCGACGAAUGCUGGCAGCAGUGAUCCCGGCCCAAUGUCCCACAAUGGUAAACCGGAGCUGAACACGAUCACGCAAGAGAGCAACUUCCGCGACUCGGUCAUCUACCAACACGUCCUCCAACUCGAGCAGCAAUGCUAUCAUAUGAUCCGUCGUAUGCAGUUGUGUUCGAGUGUGCACACGGCCAAGAAAUAUCUCGACGAAUUCCACAAAAUAUCACAAGAAAUGGCCGUGGAUCCAGGAUUGACGGGAAGGGAGGCCGAGAAGAAGCCCAUUGGAAUUGGCGGCAAGCGUGGAUUCGAUGAGAUGGAGGGGGGAAUGUCGACUUCUCGCGGCUCGGCCCCCCAUAUCAGCCAGGGACCAAGGAAGGCCCGUGUGGUCAAGUCGUCUUCUGCUCGAAUCUCCGAUGUCGGCCCAAUGUAUAGGCUCUCGACGUCUAGUCUCUCUCAACAAAUGGCCGGCCCAUCUUCUGUCUCCUCAGCUGCCCCUUCUGCAGAGCCCAAACUCGAGCAGCGGGAAAUCCGUGCGUUCGUGAAGAAGAACGAGAACGGUCGUUUCGUGUUGGUGAAACAGACGGUGAUGAGACGACCCGUCAACGACAACGAGCUCGUCUCCAUCAACCAGCAACAGCAGCAUCCGCAGCUCGAUCCGGCGCCCGGCACAUCGGCAUCGACAGAA
Mesorhabditis spiculigera is the source of this 1164-nucleotide messenger RNA. NCBI's taxonomy places the organism in Eukaryota, Metazoa, Nematoda, Chromadorea, Rhabditida, Rhabditidae. The record is from the annotation of a GenBank genome assembly.